Messenger RNA from Musa acuminata AAA Group (dessert banana), 5841 nucleotides. RefSeq names its product transcription factor MYBC1-like. The coding region runs from base 288 to 1199 and encodes 303 amino acids. The transcript has 2 exons. Gene Ontology annotation, biological process: regulation of DNA-templated transcription. NCBI's taxonomy places the organism in Eukaryota, Viridiplantae, Streptophyta, Magnoliopsida, Zingiberales, Musaceae. Gene Ontology annotation, molecular function: DNA binding; DNA-binding transcription factor activity. The record is from RefSeq and is a predicted model, not a curated record.
AUCCUGGAGACUACGAGAGAGAGAGAGAGAGCAUCUCCAAGAAAACACCAGAUACAAAGGAGAAAGAUCAACCUCGAACCCCCCUUCUCUCCUUCUCGCUCAACCCAUCUCACCUUCUCUCUCCCACUUUUCCGUUCCUUCCUGAUUCCCUUGUCUUCAAUUCCAAUCAAUCAUCAGCGCGCUUUUGAUCAAUAGCAGUAGUCGUGGUAAUAGAAAGCGAAGAGGAGAGAUCGUGUCUACUUCUACGAAAUUUUCCACAAUCCAUCCUCUUUUUGUUAACAGGAGAGAUGAGGGAAGAGGAAGAGAGUUCGAACUGGUUCGCGCGCUGGGAGGAGCAGCUGCCUUCGCCGGAGGAGCUCAUGCCGCUGUCGCAGACCCUCAUCACCCCCGAUCUCGCCAUCGCUUUCGAUAUCCCGGUCACCGCCGCUGCAGCCCCUGCCGGCGCCAACCAGAACCCUGGCCUCUCCCUCCACCACCCUCCCGCCUCCUCCCGCCCCCCGCCGCACUCCGAUCCUGAGUCCUCCGACCUCAACUCCGCCGCCGCCGGGGGCGACGAGCCGGCGCGGACCCUCAAGCGGCCCCGCCUCGUGUGGACGCCGCAGCUCCACAAGCGCUUCGUGGAUGCCGUCGCCCACCUCGGCAUCAAGAACGCCGUCCCCAAGACCAUAAUGCAGCUGAUGAGCGUCGAUGGACUCACCCGCGAGAACGUCGCCAGCCACCUCCAGAAGUACCGCCUCUACCUCAAGCGCAUGCAGGGCCUCAGCGGCUCCGGCGGUGGAGUCGGCGGGGGGCCAAUCUCCGCCGCCGACGCCGCCACAGACCAGCUCUUCGCGAGCACCCCGGUGCCCCACCAUUUCCUCAGCCGCGGGUCCGUCGCAGGCCCCGAGCCCUUCCUUCCGUAUAUGCCGGUGGCCGCUCUGCAGCACCAUCAGCAGAUCACGGCCGCCAUGCAGCAGCAGCAGUACUACCAUCAGCGGCAUUUGGGGCAUUACGGAUCACCAACAGGCGGGGGAGGGUUCGACCACGCCUUCCCGAAUCGGGCCGUCCCCCAUUCGGGGAUGCAUCAGAUGGUAGGACCGGCGGCGCCGCCGGGCAUGGGUUUUCCGCCCACAACCUUAGUGGAUGAUUUGGAGCCUGCCAAAAGGGGAGGCAAUGGUGAGAGGAAGGUACUAACGCUUUUCCCUACUGGUGAGGAGUGAUAUGGCGCUUCUCUCACUCCAUGUUUACUCUACUUAUCAUCUGCAGUGGGUGAAGAUUGUUAGGGCUUCGUUUAGGCUUAUUUUAGAUGUUCUUCUAUUUCCAUUGCCACUGUCAGUGUGUCAUCCUCAUAUAUCCUUGCUAGGUCUGAGUAGUUAUGCUUGGAGCAGAGGAAGCUAGGAGAAUGAUGAUAUGGUCCUUAUCACAUUUGAAUCAGGGUCAAUUUAGUAUCCAGGGUUCUUAAUUAGUCUUCUCUUAGUGUAUAUUUUCUCUUAAUAUCACUUUAGUAAGCGAUGAUGUUUGUUUCUACAACUUCUGAUUUCGAAUAGAUUGUGGGGAAUUACUGAUGGAUCAUAGCUUUAUAUUCCGGACAAUUAGAAGGAGCUGGGUUGAUGCCUCAAAGAUAUUUGGAUGGGAGGAGGAAUGAGUUAGGAUAUGAAUAAUCCAUGGAUUCUCUUAUUGCUUGUGUGCUCGGAUUCAUAAUCCUCUGCUUCUGUAACGGGGAGCUUAUUGGUAAGAGAUUUAUAGACUCGUCAGUCAUACUUUCUUAUUUUCCCUCUCUACUAUGAGUCUGUAGGCGAAUCUGAACCUAUUUAGAGAGACUUCAAUGAGCAUGGUACCCUUUGGUUAGUUGUCGAUGUAAAUUACAUGACCCAAAAAUUCUUAUAUGCAGCCACCACUUACGUUAAGAAUCUUUCUUAACACUGUUGGUUGUAAUCUGAAUAUUCGAAAUAUGUUAUUGUACAAUGAAAAUCCAAUUGCAUGUAGAAUUUUUCUGAAUUUACCAGCCAAUCUUUGAUCCUGUAGAAGUAUGCCUCUUUGUGAUGAUCUCCAUUUUUGCUUCCAUAAGUUGUCUGGCUUGAAUUUAUAAAAGAAGUCUUAUGUUUCAGUAACAUUGAUGCUCUGAUUCCAUUUAUGUUGGAGAAACAUAUAUGUGGUGACUUCUCAUUCAAUUCUUUCCUAGAAAUUUUGCUCAUCAUGGUUUUUGAUAGCUUUCUGUUCUGCAUUAUGGAAGGAAGAUGGUAGGGUUACUGAUUGUGAGUAAACACUGACUAUUAUGAUUGUUGGGUAGAUCAAUUGACAAUUCUACUCCUGUAUAUAAGAGAACUGUGACUGGUAUUACUCCUAGUCCAGAAUGGUAAUGAAGACACCAGUCUAGAAAAUAAUUGUACUAAAUGAGCCUAGUGUGAAAACAUGAUAACGGAUGAGAAUCUUGAGAUCUCACCGAUUUUAUAUAUGUUCGAAUUGAAUCUGACCCUACAGAAUAUGAUCUAUCUCUUUGCUAUUGACUAUUGACCACCAUUUAUCUAUGUUCAGAUUUGAGGGAGGGGUUCAUGUCAUGCUGCAUCAUGAAACAAGCUUAAAAUGGUCAGGAAAUUACAGAGAUUGCAUGCUUGUCUUAUUGGUGCAUGAAUUAUGUAUAUCCUCUUAUGCUUAACAACUCAAGAUUAUAAAAGCCCAUUAUUUUACAUGUAUGGAGACAAAACUAUAUUGUGAAGCUUGAUAUGGAUGUUUUGUCAUUCAUGGAGUCAUGGAACCUCUAUUGAAUCUCUUGUAUCAUUCAUGUAAUCCGAGCAACAUGGGAACUAGACCAUCUCUAAGGGCAAGGAUUGGGAACAAAUUGUUGGGAGUUCAUGCUAAAUCAUGUGAAGAGAAUAAAAGUUAAGUUAUUGGUAUUAAAUAGUGGGGCAAGCAUCUAAAACGGAAGCUCUUGAUCUUACAUGUAAAGUCAUUUUUGGUGCUCCAUUUUGGUUGCUCUUCAGAGAGCUACAAACGAGAUUACUCUUUAAAGGAAAAAUGAGUCAAUUAAUGGAUAUUAGCUACAUUUUAUGCAACAGUUAUUUAGCAAAAACAAUGUUGGAAAUUACCAAGAUGGUGAACAUCAAUUUCUAAGAGAGGUGUUGUAUACGAGGGUGAAUACGCAACACCCUAGUAUAGUAAUAUAUUGAAAGUUGGAUUGAUUUAUAAGGAUUUGAUGUGUGAACUACUACUGUUAAUUUUAGCUUAAGCAUCUUUGACUUGUGGUUCAGGCAUAAUAAAAAUAGACCAGUUAUCCCAUUAGGUCGUUAUCAUAACUGACCUAGUAUUGACGUAUGAUAAGGGGCAUGAAUAGGAAAAGAUUGUCUGUGAACGAGGUCAGAGGACACGUCACGAUGUGGAGCCGCCAUCGGGCCAUGCCUCACAUGCAUCAUAUUACGAUUUGAUUUGGACUAUACUAGGACUUGAUGAGGACAUCAAGCCCUUAAGUGAGGAGAUUAUAAAAUCCCAAUUUAGUCCUACAUUGAAAGUGAGUUAAGGCUACGAUUGAAUUAUGAGACUCUAAUAGGUGUACUAUUGUAAAUUUCAAUUUAUACAUUUUAGACUAGUAGUUAGGGCUCAACGAAGUUAAGAUAUCCCAUUAUGUCGGAUCGUGACUGAAUCUGUCAUGAAAGCAUUAUAUUUUCAUUUGUAUUGAUAGAAAAAGAAAGUGGCCGGUUAAAGAUAUGCCAAUCAAUUUAGAGCAUCCAAUGAAGCAAUUGCUAUGAGUAUCAAUUGUCUUUAGAGAAGUCCUGCAACAAAAGUUUGUAAUAAGACAUUAGGAUGGCAGUUGCUUGGUGGGAAAUAUGAUAAUAAUUUUCCUUGUGAAAUUGUUAGUUUUGCUUAUGAAAGAUGUAGUGGUCACGGUUCUAUAAUUGUUAAUAGGGCAGGUUUGGUUGCCUUCAAAAGAAAAUGCCCACUCAUUUUAGCCAUAUUCCUUCUAUUCUGUCCGUCCAGUUACUUUAAAUGAUAAUUGUUAGAUCUCAACUGAAUUCACACCAAAAUUGAAGUGGAUCAAAACUCAGAAUUGUCUUCGAGCCUCCUGUCUUUUCUGCAUCAGAAUUAGUGGUGCGUUUGAACCAUAGUUCUUUGAGUGACAAGCAAGUCCAGGAUAUUUUUGUUCAGUGGGGAAAAAAUAUCGUGGUUUAAAACUAAUUUUUUCUGGAGUGAAGAAUCAUCUCAGCCUUUCUUUAACACCUUAGAUCUGGGCAAGUAUUUAUGAAUUGAAAGUCCCAACUAAAGAUAGUCAUAGAAUAGAAACAUGGUAUCCAUGGCAUUGGAUUUUGAAAGCUUGCUGAAAUGUUACUAAAAGUUGUCUUUUCAUCUAUAUGGUGUCCAUCUGGUUUUACUUGGAAGUAUUGUUCAGAUUGUGAUACUAAUUGCAAUUUUCUACUGAAAUUUUUGGACCUCUUAGGUUGUGGUUUUAAUUCAGUUAUGUACACUACAUGGUUUCUUAGAGAAUUCGCAGCAUGGUUGAGAAACUUCUAGAAGGCCUUAGGGGGUUGAACAAUUGAGGCUGAUCGAACAGGUUAUUCAUGUCUUUGUCUAUUUUUCUCAAGUCAGAUCUGUAAAAGCUGAGAUGGUACAUCCCAUAAGCACCUAGUUUGAGUUACACUGUCAGGAUAUGACUGCAACCACAGUCAAAUGGAUCCCAUGAGCUCUUGCUGCUGACUGAUUCUGUUCCUGGCACAUAUUAGAGAAAAUAAGCAUUAGAUCUUUCAUAUUCCUAGUCAGUUGAGGUAGGUUGGUGCAGGAACUUCAUUGGAAUAUGCUUGUGGGUAAACUGUAGUCAAUUGUGAAGUGGAAUAAAUUGAAGAUGCAACUGCUUUAGAUGCUUUAUAUUGAAUCAUUUAUAUGUCCUUUAUUGCUGACACCCUUUUUCAUUAUUAGACUCCCCUUUAAGAACUGAUAAAACUAGAAAUGAAUCCCAAAAAAUCAACAGAUCAAACAAUACCGAACCAGCAAAUUACAACAACGAUAAAGGCAAGUGCAAAGAACAGAUCCUAAACAUUUCCGACAGCUGCGUCAACAACCUCGAACCAGAAUCCCGAACCGGGUCCAGCUUCGAACAUCGACCGGUCAAUUUGUGAGCUCGAGCCUCCGCUUUUCUUACAGGAUUCGGGUUCUCAUCAGGCUCAAACAUCGGGUCCAGGAUCCGAUGUCUACCUUCAUAUAUCUAAAAUUGAGUUAGUUGGAAUUAUUAUUGGAGUUAGUAGGCAAUCUCGAUCAUAUUUCAUCUAAUUUUCACAAAAUAAAGCCUUUAUUAUCAUUAAUUAUUGGAACGGCCAAAAAUUGGGCCAGGCCGGACUGGGUUUAGGCGUAUAGGGCAAACGUAAUUCCAAAAUAGAGAAGGCGAAAUGCAGCGAGCUCGUCGAACGCCCUCACAGACUCCGCACGUCAUCGCACAUGGCCUGCGCCGCUAGGGUUUGGCUCCGCCUCGCCGUCGCUUUUCUCUUCCUCCUCGCCGCCUUCUACGUCGGCCGUCCCCUCUACUGGAAGCUCUCGGCCACCAUCCACGAGGUCCGGGAGAAGCGCAAGUCCGUCAAAGACGGGAUCUCGCAGUUCGUCCUCGAGGCCCAGAAGUCGGUGGGGUGGGUGCACGACGAGUCCGACUCGGGAGCAGGUGAUGAUCGGAAGGCUUCCACGGCCACCAGUCGACGGAUCCUCCGGUACCGAUCAGCUACUCCGUUGCUUCACGAUGUUAUCUAGGUAGAUUUGCUAGUUGUGACUGACCUUUUCCUUCACCAAGAUCGGUUCUUUCAGGUCAUCCCUCUUCGAUGGAUAUUUAAAGAAUAAAUCUGCAGCAUGUAAUUGUGUAAUAAUCUAUAUGGAUGCCCUCUUUCUACA